AGUACUCCGCCGCGCGCGCCACCGAUCGGACGUCUGUUUCCAAUAACGGUUAUUUCCGAAAUAACCGAGCGAUUGUAAACUUACUACUGUUAUAGUUAUACGUUUCUCGUUGUAUACUACCAGUUAUUGUGUAAACGGGACAAGUAAAAUGGACCGCGGAACACCGAUAGUGAUGUGCUAGUGUUGUGAAUAACGGUUAAUAACGAGUUAAUAGUGGUUGAUAGCUAUGAUGUGAGACAGUUGUGGUUGUCAAGAUGCCGUCAGACAGUGGUUCGGCGUGGUCGCCGCCAGCAUCCAACAGUGAGAGAAGAUUGAGCAACUCGUCCGAUGGAAGCGCCGGGAGCGGAUAUUCUAAAGCUAAUCCCGAACCCAUUCAUGGAAGGUACUCAGGUAGGCCUGUACAGUGCUGCCACGGCCAAUCUCGGUCGGAACAAAAUGUGCAGCCGCAUCUGUUAUUUUUGUGCACCUGUCGCCCGGACUCGUAUAGGGCUGACACCUUAACUAGUAAACUAGCAUAUUAA
Molecule: messenger RNA, 521 nt
Organism: Spodoptera exigua (beet armyworm)
Lineage: Eukaryota; Metazoa; Arthropoda; Insecta; Lepidoptera; Noctuidae
Source: the annotation of a GenBank genome assembly